CUGAGGGAAGGCAAAGCCAAGCCUAUGCUGUUGGAGCCGCUCCAGAUCUAGGGGCUGCGCGCGUCCACGCAAAGGGCGCCCCCCGUUUUAAGCGGGGAGCGGUCAUUUCUGACACCUCUCAGGUUGACACCAUCAUAAGAGAGCAAGGGAAGUGUUCAUGGUGAGUUCUGGUACCCUUUUUUCUGGAAAAAUAGCACUGGUGGCAUAUAUGUUUUGAUGAUGAUGCAUUCAAUAAAUGUAGAACCAAAAAUGUUGAAAUUUGACUGUUUCUGUUCCUUUUCUUUGUGCUUUAACUUUUCAAAUGAAGAUUUACACUAAUGCGCUUUGCCAUAUUUCCUGGUACAAGUGUUGAGACAGGAAGCUUUCCAAUAUUACUAGCAGAGUUUAUGAGGAGUAAGGAUUCUUCUGGGGAAUAUGCUUUGAAGGUAAAGUAUGUACCCAGCCUAAAUAAAAAAUAAAACUAAUAACUUUUGAAAAAAAUAAGUAGGAUAUCAACUCUGAAACCAACAUUUGCCUGGGUUUAUGCUUUAUGUGGAGUGCUGAUUGGAUAAAAUGAGCAGCCAAUCAGGAAAUGGUAUAGCCUAAAUGGGAGGAGUUCUGGAAUGCCUGACAUCACAAGGGAGGUGGUUCUUAGCCAGUGGGAGGAUGAAACAACCUUAAGAAGAAAUUAGAGAAAAGGUUGUUUCAUGACAGCACCAAGGUAUCCAAACAGAAAGAGGUCUGAGGGGUGGAACACUUUCCUUACAACGUUUAUAUUUGCAGGGACUCAUUCCAGGGCCGAAAGGUCACCAAGAGGGAAAAUGAUAGGGAGCUUUUAUAAACUACAGAUGGUUUUUCUCUUUUAAAUUCUAGAACUCAGGGUCAUCCAAUGAAACUGAGUGGUGGUACAUUAUAAGGAUGUGCACAGGUGCUGUCUUGCCAGCGUCCCCUACUGGCUGUUUGGCCAAUAGCAAAAACCAGGCAAGCAACAGGUUUUUUGGAUUCCACUGGACAGAGAAUUGACAGACUCUUAGGCAGAGACAAACUCUUAUUAACUGAUAAACAUUAGCAAAGAAAUUGAUCAGCAACCUAGAAUGGAGUCCAAUAUAAAGCCAACAGCAACUGGACUAAACUACAAAGCUAGCAAUAUAACCAAUAAGCAAAAUACCUUAGAAUAGGUUUUGUUCUUCAUGUCUCUCCAGCCGAUGGAGAUCUGGAAGGCUUAUCUGGGGCACUUCAGACUGGCAGGUGGUCGUUCUCUUCACAUUCUGGAAUGGAGCAUAGAACAAUGUAUCAAGAUCUCCCUGUCUCCUUCAGCUGCUGGCCUUUAUAUAGUCCAUAGUGAAGGUCUCAUGCCAAGCUGGCAACAGAUGUAAUUCAUGAUGUAAUUCCAUUCCCAUCCUUUGAUCUGGCCUGGGAGUCGACGCACGUGGGCAUGAGAGCCUUCAUUUGCAUUCUUUAUCUGUGCAGUUCAGUCAAUGUAAGGUUACUUUCCUUGUUCCCAGUCAACUGGUUCCUCCGUCCAUCCCUCAUGAAGUCAGGUGUUUGAUAGCUGGCCAAGCCAUGAAGUUGCUUUCGCUUCUUCUCCAACAGCCAGGUUCCUUAUAGUAAAGCUCCAGCUACAUUGCAAACCAGGAGCAUCGCAUUCUGUUUUAUUCCCUGGCAAUACAGGUGCCCUGCUCUGAUUCGUGGGCCCAGUUUGUAAAUCCAGAUCUAGGAUCAUGAUCCAGAAAAUAUAAGUCUUUGGGAAACCCAUUUACUUGCAUAUUGAAAUGGGAUUAGACAACAGUCCUCUUCUUUCUUUAAGCCACAGCAUCAGAUGUCAAGCUGAGUCUUUGCAAAAAGAAAACAAAAUGACACACUUGGAGAGCCUGGGUAAUAGCUUCACCUCUACUUCUUUUCCAGGUCCAACUCAUGGUGUCCAGAUCUUGCUAGAUUCAAUUGGAUUUAUAUGCGUCCAACAGAGAUCAGAUCUAGUACUCAAUCUUUAAUUGAAUUAAAGAUUGUGUACUAGGCAGAGCCAGCAGUGGUGUAAUGGUUAAGAGCGGUGGACUCGUAAUCUGGUGAACCGGGUUCGCAUCCCCGCUCCUCCACUUGCAGCAGCUGGGUGAUCUUGGCUAGUCACACUUCUCUGAAGUCUCUCAGCCUCACUCACCUCACAGAGUGUUUGUUGUGGGGGAGGAAGAGAAAGGAGAUUGUUAGCCACUUUGAGACUCCUUAAGGGGAGUGAAAGGCGGGAUAUCAAGUCCAAACUCCUCCUCCUCCUCCUCCUCCUCCUCCUCUUCUUUAAUGAUGAUCAGGAGAUAGAGAUAUAAUUAAAUGUAUAUACUUUCCAUCAAGGGUGGGGAACAAAUGGCCCUCCAGAUGUUAUUGGUCUGCAAUUCCCGUGACCCCCGACCAUUGACCAUGAGACCUGUGAUGGAGGAAUCUGGCACCCAGGAACAUCUGAAGACCUCAUAGGUCCCACAUUAUCUAUUAAAUGGUGAACAUCUUACUGGAGUCCUGUAAACUAGAUGUCCAGGGGUUUAGAGAGGAAUAGGAUGCAAAAUGAGAAUGUGCUAUAUUACCUAAAAAAAUUAAAAAUGCCUUGGAAUCCAUGUGGAACAUCUCUUUUGGUUUAAACUGAGAUUGAUCCAGCAAAAGAAAAAGAAAGACGUUUCAGUUAUAUUGGACUCAACAACGUCUUUACGGGAAAGGAUGGUCUAAUACUGAUGCCACUUUACAAUAAUCUUGUUCUCCAUUUGUUGUUGUCUUAUUCUAGCUGAGAGGAUGGAGGAGCCAGCGCCCGCAGAGCCAGCGCCCGCAGAGCCUACAGCACUAUCGGCAGCAGCACCAUCAGCAACUAUAACUGAUGGUCUGUAUACUGCACAGUCAUAUGGGAUGAGGUUUCUCAUAAAGUAGAGGAAUGCAUGGGAAAUGCACAGGUUCUGUCUGCUUCUUUUCCAUGUCCAACUUGUGGUCUCCAAAGUCUUUUUUCUGUUUCUUUUGUAAAUUUAUUUAUUUGGUUUUUCAAAGUAAAAUUUUACAAUCACAUAUCAACAUACAGUACAAAAACAAGAUUCCAAAGAAUCCCCUGGACUUCCCUCCUCCCUUUUAUGAGUCCGAUUUUUAGUCAUUUCCUCCUGCAUCUUUUAUAAUAAUCCAAAUCUUUUACAUUUCUAUUAUGUCCAAAAUUCCCCAUUAAACUACAAGUGGUAUUCCAACCGCACUAAUAAUUUUAGCUGUUUCCAAUGGUUUUAAAGAUAGAUUAUAAACUUUCCCCAUUCCUUAAAAUUUUCCUGAUUUCUGAUUCUUUUGUUCUUUUUUGCCAUUUCGGCAUAAUUCACCAAAUUUAUCUGCCAUUCUUCUCUGGUAGGGACUUCAUCUUCUUUCCAUCUCUGGGCCAAUAAUAUCUGUGCAGCCGUGGUCAUGUACAUAGUCUUUUCUGCUCCUUUGGGAUUUCAGCACCUAGAGUUCCUAAAAGAAAAGCUUUGGGGUUUUUUAGGGGGGGGAUUAAACUCCCCCCCAAUUCAUUAAAUAUAAUUUCCCAAAAUUCUUUUACUACCUUACAUGUCCACCACAUUUGAUAAAAGGUGCCUUCUUUUUCCUUACAUUUCCAACAUAUAUUUGACCCUGAUUUAUACAGUUUUGCUAAUUGACUGGGAGUUAAAUACCAAUGAUAUAUCAUUUUCGUAUAAUUUCCUUACAGUGUGCAACAUGCUGUGAAUUUUAAAUUCCAAUUCCCAAAGUUCUCCCAUGCUGCAAGUUGUAUAUUAUACCCAAAAUCUUUCACCCAGUGUAUCAUUGCUGAUUUAACCUGCUCAUCUUUUGUAUACCAUUCUAGUGUUAAUUUAUAUAUUCUUGAGAGUAAAUUUGUUUUGUUCUCCAACAGCUCUUUUUCAAAUUUAGAGGUUCCAUUAGAAAAGCCAUUCUUUUUGUCCAUCUUGAAUAUUUAAUUAAGUUGAUGGUGUUGAAAUCAGUCAGUUAGUAAUUCUCUUAUGUCCUCAGACAUCUUCAAUUUCAAUUGGAGUUCUACUUCCACUAACAGCUCUUUAUACGUUCCCCAGUCAUUUCUCAUAUUCAAUUUUUUUUAAGGGUAUCACUUCUAGUGGUGAGAGCCACCAUGGUGUUUUUUGUUCUGGUAGAUUUUUAUAUUUUUCCCAUACCUCAUAAACCGAUUUUCUUACAAUAUGAUUUAAGAAAGCUCUAUGUACUUUAACCUUCUCAUACCACAGAUAUGCAUGCCAAACAUACCUCGUAGGGUCGUGUUAAAGCUGCGAGUGCUCUCAACCGCACUCCCCCCCAACUGCCUUCUGGCAAGGUUUCCAGGAGGGCAGCAGGAGAUUGGUGCUUCUGCCAGAGUGAGGCUUUCGGGGGGGGGGGGUGCCUAGCCCUGGCACUCUCCCCUCUUACCCCUGCCAGCCUCAGACCAAUAGUCGCUUUCAGAGUGAUUGAAUCCGCACUGCCAUUUCUAAGACCAGCCUAUAUUUUUUGGCACAUAAUAAAUUUGUAUCUUGUUUCAGAAUCAGUGUAAUGUAAGCAUCUUUCCAAGAACCUGGCACUUUCCGCUGUAUUUAAUAUCUCAUUAGUUACAUCUUUCAGUGGUUGUGCUAGAUAAUCAUGUAGUUUCUUAUAGUACUUUGCUGGUAACCCAUCUGGCCUCUGUGUUUUGCCCAUUUUGGCUUGAUUAAUUGCCUGUUGUAACUCCAUCAUAGUUAUAGGUGCAUUAAAUGAAUUAGGUUUCUCUUUUGGAAUUUUUGGUAAAUUAUUUUGCUUUAAAUAUUCUUCAAUAUUAUUUAUGCCGGCUCAGUACAGUUCUGAAUUAUACCUUACAAAUUGCUUUCUUAUGUGUUUCAUAUUAUCUAAAACUUUCCCUUCUAUAUUUCAUUUAUUUAUUAAGUUCAUGUUUUAUUUUUUCUUUAGCUGCCAUGCCUGCAGGUUGUGUGGCUGACUGGCAAAAUAAAAAAAUUUCCGCCAUAGCAUUUUAAUCUUCCAUUCAAUUUCUUGAUUUACCAACAUCAAAUAUUGUGUUUAUAACAUUUUUAUGGUUGCUUUACUGAAUCUUUUCUUGGUUUUUUGAUCAAUUCUUUUUUAUUUUUAAUCAAUUCUUCUAGCAGUUCUCAUUUGUUUGUUUGUUUUUGUUCUCUCAUCUUUUUUUGGAAAGCAUUUUGUUGGAUCAAAAAACCCCACAUUACCGCUUUACUUGAAUCCCAGACAACCUUCAGAUCCACUCCUUGAUUUAAGUUUAACUCAAAAUAGUCUUUCAAAGCUUUUUCAGCUUUGUGUAAAAUUGUUUGGCUAUCAAGAAGUCCAUCAUUUAAUCUCCACCUAAAUGUGUGUGGUUUUUUUCACCUUUCAAUUCCUCUAAUACUGGUUUGUGAUCCGAACAUGUCCUUGAUUGUAUCUCUCCUUUUUUCUUGUCAAUGAUAGUUCAUUAGAUAUCCAUAUCAAGUUGGUUUGUCCAGCAGAUUGCUUUGGUUCUGAAAAAAAGUAAUUUCUCUAUCCAGUGGGUGUUUAAAUCUCCAUAUAUCAAGCAAGUUAAAGUUCUCCACCAUUUUAAAGAAAGUUACGGGUAGUCUCCCCUCCUUAGAAUCUAUUAAAUGGUGAACAUCUGGUAAUGUAUUGUGAGGAAGCCACUUUCAGCCUGAGGGCUGGUAUCUUAAUGAAAAUAGCUCUGGUUGCUGCUGGAAAAGGGACAAACACAAAAAUGAAAGGCAUUUGGACUUUUAGGCAUGGUAAUUUGGCACAGUAAGUAAUAGUGACAUCAUAUGACAUUGAUUGACAGACAGGCGGGGCAAAUGGAGAGACAUGGAAGGCCCCUGCUUUCAAACUGAUUUUUGGAAUCAUAAGAAGAGUCUGAGUGCUAGAUCAUAUGAAAAGUCCAUCCAGUACUGUAUCCUGACCACUCCAUGGCCAACCAGAUAUCUAUGGGAAAAUCGUAUUAUUUCCUCCAGAUAUUCAAUAGAUGCCAAAGCACUCAAAGCAGACAGUCUAUAAAUAAACACCAGUAAAUGUUAUGAAGCAAGAUAUUUAUUUUCAGCACGCACCAAGUAACUGAGAUUUCAGCUGCAAUAUAAACAGAACCAAAAAUUCUCCAUCUGAUCUUAUCAGCUGAUCUAAUGUACAGAUAUCACAAUCAACCCAUUUCUUCCACAAAGAAGAUUGCCCCAAAUUUGGUUUACCCCAUAAAAUAAAUAUAGAGAGAACAUAUGAAUCAAACCCAUAACUGUUCUUUGCAAAUGCUUGCUGAAGUUCCAUAAACUAGAUAUCCAGGAGCUUAGAGAAGAAUAUAAUGCAAAUGAGAAUGCUAUAUUAUCUAAAACAUUUUUCAAUACCUUUGAAUCCAUAUGGAACAUCUUUUUGGUAUAAGAUGGAGACUGAUCCAGCAAAAGAAAAAGAAAGACAUUUCAGUUAUAUUGGACUCAACAAUGUCUUUACAGGAAAUGAUUGUCUAAUACUGAUAGAUGCCAAAGUUUAAUGUUGGAAAUGCCUCAUUGAGACAUAUUUUUGGCCUGAUGUUGUUGUCCAUUUCAACGUUGUACCGAUGAAAUCCUUGACAUUUGUAGAUGUGCAUCUAUUUUAAAAAUUAUGUUCCUGUAAUAGGGAGAUUAAGUGCAGGAGAAUAAAAGCAAAUUUUGUGAGCUUUCAUGCUUGACAAGAGACUAAUACUCUGAGCUUGGAAGGGAAAAGACCCACCAUCCAACCAAUGUGUUCAUAGUCGUUAUAAUAGCUUAUUGUUUCACAGAUGCAACUGAGAGGAUGGAAAAGUCCGGAAUUGAUGAAGCAUCCAGAAAGGAUUCAGCAGCAGCAACACCAACAACAACUGAAACUCGUGGUCUGUAUACAGCACAGUCAUAUGGGAUGAGGUUUCUCAUAAAGUAGAGGAAUGCAUGGGAAAGGGAAGUUGAUGGAGAGACAGGCAGGGAGUGGAGCCAGACAUGUUGUGCUAGCGAGGAGUGCAGAGAAAAGCCCACACAGCUCUUUGGGUGCCAGAGAUCCACUAAGCCCCACAGAAACCCCAGGAUUCAGCCUACUCUUUGCUGCUGGCUGUGGUAUUCCUUUACUGUGUGCAGCCAGGAAUGGCUCUACCAUUAGGCAGAAUGAGGCAGUUGCCUCAGGUAGCAGGUGCUGGGGUGGGUAGAGAUGGGUAGACCACACAAGCUGCACUGCACCUCCUCAGUUAGUCUGCUGCCCCAUCAGCAGCAUCAAAAUAUCAGCCAAUGGCCAGUCCAGCCCAGCUUCUGUAUGUGGAAUUAUGUGUUUGGAGGGAGCAUCUUGUCAUUUGCCUAGUGGGCAGAAAGUCCUUUAGUAUCAAAGGCUACGGUCUUCUGAUCCAGACAUUGGUCAGAAAAGUUUCCUCAAGCAGCAAGGUAUCUCCCCUUACUUCCUCCACCUGCUCAACCACCCAGAUUACCACCUCUUGAACAGUUGACUGUCUCUGGCUGAUGGCUAUCACAGCAUAUGGAAACCCUUUUCCCUGGAGUGGCAAUGGUAUGUUGGCUUGUUGCUGUUUAGUCAUUUAGUCGUGUCUGACUCUUUGUAACCCCAUGGACCAGAGCACGCCAGGCACUCCUGCCUCCCACUGCCUCCCGCAGUUUGGUCAAACUCAUGUUGGUAGCUUCAAGAACACUGUUGGCUACUGAUGGCUAAAUCAGAAUUUUCUUUCUUCAAGCAUCUGUUUUUCAAGACGUGGUUACCUUCUUAGAAUCUCCAACGGGUGAAAGAUAUAUAAUACUUGAGAUUUUCAUCCUUACUGCCAUGACACUGCUGCUUUUCCUUCUAUGUAAGUACAUAAUUAGCAUACUUUGCAACUAAUGUCAUGUGCUUUGCUUAAAUGUCAAUAGCAUUUCCAAAAAGAGAUGGCAGGAUCCACCUUCCAUUUACCCCUUUCAUCUCUCUUUGAUUUCUGGGGGUGAGUUACAGCUGUCACCCACUGAGAGCAAUGGCACUGUUUUGUUCUCCCUGAAUAAGUGAGUUCUAGCACUUGGAACAGAAGCACAGGAUAACACAAGUCCCUGGGACACCCUGGACAAUUCCCUUUCCCAACUAAUCCUCAUUUGCUUGUGGGAAAGCCCUGUGAUGGAAACGUUUCUUUUCUGAGCGGGUUGAGUCAUCUAGUGUCCCCCCCCCCCGCCAGCAAACACUUAACUAACAACAGCGCCUGAUUGGCCAGCAUUCCAAGGGAGGCAAUUGGAGUGGAGUGAGGGAGUGGGAGAGAGGAAUUCAGUCUGUGAGUUGGAUUCUGUUAGGAGAGUUUGUUCUGACAGGUGGUAGAGCUGAAGAGAGCUGAGAACUCUCAGUAUAUGCUCUAAGGUUCUGAAUCGCAGAACUCUGUUAAAAUAGAGAAGACACAGUCCCACAAGCUGUUUACAGGAAAAAAGGGUCCUCAGAGGGGAUACUCUGACUGGAAAGGGCAAUAGUGAUUCCAAGUGAUUUGAGGAUUUGAGGGUCUGUAAGGAAACAGUCCAGUUAAAAUCCUAAUUUCCUGAAAUGUGUGUGGAAAAGUCUGAUCUAUGAAAGAUGUGUAAAAGGAAGUAACCUUAAGCCUGCAUAGCAUACAGCCUAUAACUUGAAACAGUAUAUGUUUUAAUAAAAAGCAUCAGCAUCACGCAGUUAAUAACCUCACUGUUUGUUACAUUUCUGUGGAAGAAGAACCAAAACUCCUUGUUUACAUCUGUUGUAAUAAAGUUUGUUUGCAACCUGUUUUCCCAAAAGUAAAAGCCACAGUUGCUCGUGAUUCAUUCUCCAUUGGGGGAAUUCACCUGAGGGAAGGGAAACUGAGUCUGGCACAGCGGUGCCAGGGAGAGAAAGAGUGCCAUUGCGUCGCUGCAGGCCCAAUUCCUGAUCCUCGCAAGCCUGCCCUCUGCUAGGGCUCCAGUCCCCUGAAGGAAAGUGCUUGGGGAAAACAGGCUGCAAAGGAAAAGGCCAUGGCCAAUUGGGUGGGUCCAGAGCCUACCUAAAUAUCGAAAUAUAUGCAGGGCUUUUUCAGCUGAAAUUGAUCUGGACCCUGUUCUGGCCCCUCUCAGGUGGGUGCUGUUGACACUUUAAGAGAAGAAGGGAGGCAUUAAUGCUGAGUUCCAGCACCUUUUUUUGCAGAAAAAUAGCAUUGGAUAGAUGAGCCCUUGACCUAUUUGAACACCUAAUUCAUUUUUAAAGGGCACUUGAAAGUAAGCAAAGCUCGGGGGGGGGGGGAAUCAAAUGAUCCAAGAAUUUGCAUAUUUUAAGCAUGUGGCAGAGCAUGAGGCAGCCUGGCAAAUGCAAGACUGUAGGACCAAGAGGACAGGUGUAUCUAGACAACCAAAAAUCCAAAGCUCUCAAAGGGAGGCCAAACCAUCUAAUGACAGAAGUAACAGGCCAAAUGGAAACAGGACUUCAGAUCAGCAGGGCAGCCGCUAUCAAGGGCUGAGAGCAGAAAAUAUUAAUAAAAGUCAUAGCCAUGGUUUUGUUGAUUUGAUUUCUUAUCUGCGUUACAAGUCAGCAAUUUAAAUUGAAUAUUAAAAGCAGUUUGAAACCAAGUAUCCCCUCCCCCAGUUAAUCAGACAAUUUAAUCAUUUCUUUUCUACCUACUUCAUCCUUAGAUCAAAAGGAACUAAAAAGAAGAGCGGAGUUUCAAAUGGCAAUGGAUAUCAUUCGGACCUUUGUUGUUGGGCUUGAUACAAUCCAUGAAGACAAGGAUGGUAAGCAUUUUUUUAUGCACAUCCUCACUUUUGCUAGACCUUGUUUAAUUUAAACAGGCUUCAAUUCCUGUAGUUCACUUUGGGAUUCAUAUUGUGUAAGCAAUACAUUUAUUCAAUGAAACUCAUCACCCAAUAGAGUUUAUCACGUUUCAUUGCUCAGCAGGAAGAAAAGCAGAUGGUUGUGAUUCUCACAUCCCCCCACUAGAAAUGCUGUCCUUCCCCAUCAAAUUGUAAUUCACAAUGUUUUUGCUACUGCAAGAUUUUAGCACUGGCACAAGGGAACUUUGCCCCCCCUUCUCCCUGCAUGCCAUCACCAAAGCUGCUCUGCAGGGUGGGGAACAGAUUGGAGGGAAAGGGGCUGAAGAUUGCAUUGCACAAUGAGAAAUUCCUGCACUGACAUAAUGUCCUCCUUAGAAUUAUGUGGAAUGCAACCCAGUAUUCAUCAGAAAAAGAGUUUUGGCACCUCUAUUUUCUUAGAUCUCACAAAGCAUAAUGUUGUUGUCAUUGUUUAGUUGUUUAGUCAUGUCUGAAUCUUCAUGACCCCAUGGAACAGAACACGCCAGGCACUCCUAUCUUCCACUGCCUCCCGCAGUUUGGUCAAACUCAUGUUUGUAGCUUCAAGAACACUGUCCAGCCAUUUCGUCCACUGUCAUCCCCUUCUCCUUGUGCCCUCCAUCUUUCCCAACAUCAGGGUCUUUUCCAGGGAGUCUUCUCUUCUCAUGAGGUGGCCAAAGUAUUAGAGUCUCAGCUUCAGGAUCUGUCCUUCAAGUGAGCACUCAGGGCUGAUUUCCUUAAGAAUGGAUUGGUUUGAUCUUCUUGCAGUCCAUGGGACUCUCAAGAGUCUUCGGCGAUCAGCCUUCUUUAUGGUCCAGCUCUCACUUCCAUACAUCACUACUGGGAAAACCAUAGCUUUUACUAUACAGACCUUUGUUGGCAAGGUGAUGUCUCUGCUUUUUAAGAUGCUGUCUAGGUUUGUCAUUGCUUUUCUCCCAAGAAGCAGGAUUCUUUUAAUUUCGUGACUGCUGUCACCAUCUGCAGUGAUCAUGGAGCCCAAGAAAGUAAAAUCUCUCACUGCUUCCAUUUCUUCCCCUUCUAUUUACCAGGAGGUGAUGGGACUAGUGGCCAUGAUCCUCAUUUUUUUGAUGUUGGGCUUCAGACCAUAUUUUGCGCUCUCCUCUUUCACGCUCAUUAAAAGGUUCUUUAAUUCCUCCUCACUUUCUGCCAUCAAGGUUGUGUCAUCUGCAUAUCUGAUAUCUUAAUUCCGGUUUGGGAUUCAUCCAGCCCAGCUUUUCGCAUGAUGAUUUCUUCAUAUAAGUUAAAUAAGCAGGGAGACAAUAUACAGCCUUGUUGUACUCCUUUCCCAAUUUUGAACCAAUCAGUUGUUCCAUAUCCAGUUCUAACUGUAGCUUCUUGUCUCACAUAGAGAUUUCUCAGGAGACAGAUGAGGUGAUCAGGCAUUCCCAUUUCUUUACGAACUUGCCAUAGUUUGCUGUGGUCGACACAGUCAAAGGCUUUUGCAUAGUCAAUGAAGCAGAAGUAGAUGUCUUUCUGGAACUCUCUAGCUUUCUCCAUAAUCCAGCGCAUGUUUGCAAUUUGGUCUCUGGUUCCUCUGUCCCUUCGAAAUCCAGCUUGCACUUCUGGGAGUUCUCUGUCCACAUACAGCUUAAGCCUGUCUUGUAGAAUUUUAAGCAUAACCUUGCUAGCGUGUGAAAUGAGUGCAAUUGUCCUGUAGCUGGAGCAUUCUUUGGCACUGCCCUUCUUUGGGAUGGGGAUGUAGACUGAUCUUCUCCAAUCCUCUGGCCACUGCUGAGUUUUCCAAUCUUGCUGGCAUAUUGAGUGUAGCACCUUAACAGCAUCAUCUUUUAAAAUUUUAAAUAGUUCAGCUGGAAUAUCAUCACUUCCACUGGCCUUAUUAUUAGCAGUGCUUUCUAAGGCCCAUUUGACUUCACUCUCCAGGAUGUCUGGCUCAAGGUCAGCAACCACACUACCUGGGGUGUACGAGACAGCCAUAUCUUUCUGGUAUAAUUCCUCUGUGUAUUCUUGCCACCUCUUGAUGUCUUCUGCUUCUGUUAGGUCCUUACCACUUUUGUCCUUUAUUAUGGUCAUCUUUGUAUGAAAUGUUCCUUUCAUAUCUCCAAUUUUCUUGAACAGAUCUCUGGUUUUUCCCAUUCUAUUGUUUCCCUCUAUUUCUUUGCAUUGGUCAUUUAAGAAGGCCUUCUUGUCUCUCCUUGCUAUUUUUUUUGAAAUCUGCAUUCAAUUUCCUGUAUCUUUCACUAUCUCCCUUGCAUUUUGCUUGCCUUCUCUCCCCCGCUAUUUGUAAGGCCUCAUUGAACAGCCACUUUGCUUUCUUGCAUUUCCUUUUCAUUGGGAUGGUUUUCGUUGCUGCCUCCUGUAUAAUGUUAUGAGCCUCCAUCCAUAGUUCUUCAGGCACUCUGUCCACCAAAUCUAAAUCCUUAAACCUGUUCCUCACUUCCACUAUGUAUUCAUAAGGGAUUUGAUUUAGAUUGUAUCUUACCAGCCCAAUGGUUUUUCCUACUUUCUUCAGUUUAAGCUUGAAGUUUGCUACAAGAAGCUGAUAAUCUGAGCCACAGUCAGCUCCAGGUCUUGUUUUUGCGGAGUAUAUAGAGGUUCUCCAUCUUUGGCUACAGAGAAUAUAAUCAAUCUGAUUUUGAUGCUGCCCAUCUGGUGAUAUCCAUGUGUAGAGUCGUCUGUUGUGUUGUUGGAAAAGAGUGUUUGUGAUGACCAGCUUAUUCUCUUGGCAGAACUCUAUUAGCCUUUGCCCUGCUUCAUUUUGAACUCCAAGGCCAAACUUGCCAGUUGUUCCUUUUAGCUCUUGAAUCUCCCUACUUUAGCAUUCCAACCCCCUAUAAUGAGAAGAACAUCCUUCUUUGGUGUCAUUUCUAGCAGGUGUUGUAAGUCUUCAUAGAACUGAUCAAUUUCAGUUUCUUCAGCAGCAGUAGUUAGUGCAUAAACUUGGAUUACUGUCAUGUUAAAAGGUCUGCCUUGGAUUCGUAUUGAGAUCAUUCUGUCAUUUGUGAGAUUGCAUCCCGGUACAGCUUUCACCAUUCUUUUGUUGACUAUGAGGGCCACUCCAUUUCUUUUAUGGGAUUCUUGCCCAUAGUAGUAGAUAUGAUGGUCAUCCAAACUGAAUUUGCCCAUUCCCAUCCAUUUUAGUUCACUGAUGCCAGGAUGUCAAUAUUUAUUCUUGCCAUCUCAUUUUUGACCACAUCCAGCUUACCAAGGUUCAUGGUUCUUACAUUUCAUGUUCCUAUGCAAUAUUUUUAUUUACAACAUUGGACUUUCCCUUCGCUUGCAGGCAUAUUCACAACGGAGUGACCUUUUGGUUUUGGCCCAGCCACUUCAUCAGCUCUGAAUCUACUUGUACUUGUCCUCCGCUCUACUUGUACUUGUCCUCCGCUCUUCCUCAGUAGCAUGUUGGACACCUUCCGACCUGAGGGGCUCAUCUUCCAGCGUCAUAACUUUUAUAUGCCUAUUGUCUUUUUCCAUGGGGUUUUCUUGGCAGGGAUACUAGAGUGGCUUGCCGGUUCCUGCUCCAGGUGGAUCGUGUUUGGUCAAAACACUCCACUAUGACCUGUCCAUCAGGGUGGCCCUGCAUGGCAUAGCUCAUAGCUUCUCUGAGUUAUUCAAGCCCCUUCGCCACAGCAAGGCACUGAUCCAUUAAGGGGACAAAGCAUAAUAGAAAACUGCAAAGUAAUCUUUGUAUAUUUGGCUUUACUGUGUGACUCAGUGGGGAAUUGGUUUGUGACCCUGUGAUUCCCUGCAGAAAACAUAGGAGGGGAACAUUAGAGAUACUUCAUGAGCCACUUUUAAUAUGAGAAUAGGAUAGUGGAUUGCAUGGGUCUUAAAAUGUUUGAAAAUGUUUGAAAAUGGUUUCUUAAUAUUUGCAGAUUGUUAUUUCAGAUACUCUUUUGCCUUAAACUAUUUCAAAUCUUUUAGACUUCGGAAUACUCGCAGUAGCUCAAAACGCAUCAGAGGAAUUGCUGUAUCUUGCCAACAAAAAUGAUGAACUGCAAAAAGAAAUUGGUAAGCUACCCUACGAUGCUGAAGAAUAGUAGUGCAGUGGGAACCUGCCCUAAGUCUGCGCCAGCUGAAAGCCCCUCCUCUAGCUGAAAACUCUUAGAGCCAGAGCAGAGUGCUGCGCUCCUUUGCAUGGGGCCACCCUAGAGAAACAUCAGAGAUAUUUAGUUCAGCUCUCCUGAACCUUUGAAUUGACUUAGCCUCUAUGGUUAGGAAAGAAAAGACUUUUCCAUUCUUUGCUAUAGCAGAGACAAUCAAAACAGGUAAGGUAAAAGACCUGUUCUUUAUUAUUUUCACCCAUGAGAGCCCUGCCUCUGCAGAGACAAUCAAAAGCGGUCAACUGAAAGAGAAAGAUUCAUGAGCAGCACUUUGAAGGCAACUUUCGCCAACUUGGUCAGAGAGACUGCUGGGCAGUGGGGUGAUUCGUGCAACAGCAAAACCUCUCUCCUGUUUCACAAGCCCAUCAUCAGACAGAAACCCUCAAGCCCACUCACAUAGUGAAUUGACCCCUUGGCCACUGAACACAUAAUAGGUAAAGUGAUUAUAAAAUUGUCUAUAAAGCUUUAGAUGCGAGAGCAAAGAAUGGGAAUGAACGCAUUGUCAGGGAGAGGCAAACAGGGAAAGAGCUAAGGGGAGAGACCAGCACUUAUAGAGAGCCGAAAGAGAUCAUUAGUAGUCUGUCGUCUGACAGCGAAGAGGAGGCAGGGAGGGGGGAGGAUGAGCCCGCAACUAGUCAUUCUGUAAACAGAGGAAAUCAGAGGCGUGGUUUCCGCAGACUUGCAUGUUGGGCAAGAAAAAGUAAAAAGAAACCAGACGCGGCAUCUUUGCCAACAGGGUCGGACAUGCUCUGAAGCACUGGAGAUGUUCCUUUGAACUUUGUAAAUAAAUCAAAGAGAUUGUAACUGGCAGCAAGCCUGGAGGUUUUAUCUAUGCCGGCUUGGCAGCACACACCUCUUACAGCAUGCUGCGUCCCCAAUUUGCUGCUGGAAAGCUGGCGGAAUAAGGAAUAAGCCUCAGAAUGGAGAAGGAGGUCUUGGAGCUGAGAAAGUGAAAUGUCGCUCUGGAACAGAGAUCGUCCGACUUGCAGGCCCGUCUGGAAGAAGCCAGGGCUGCUCAGAGAGAACCCACAGGUGGGCUAUCGGCAGAUGGGGGCAAGUCAGUGUGGGUGGAACGGUUCCAUGGCGACCCGGAAAGUUACUUGGAUUUCAAAACCGAAAUGAGAUUUUUUUAGAGCUUGAAUCGGCCAAGUUUGGGAACGAUGCCCAGAAAGUUGCUCACAUAAUUAGACACCUGACGGUAGGGGCUUGAAGUUGGAUCCGGCCGUUAAUAGCCUCAAAUAAUGAAGCCCUCAGAAAUGUGGCCAAGUUUUGGCAAGCUAUGGACUUUAUCUAUGCAGAUCAAAGUUUAAUUGACAAGAUGCAGGAGGAGCUUUUGGCUUUGAAACAAGGCAGAUCCACGGUACGCAGUUACUGGUCAGAAUUUGCUAUGCACGUGCAGAAACUGGGUUGGGAUUUAGAGGCAGACCCUGUACAAGCUUUGUUUAAAAAUGGACUUAACCCAGAAAUUAAGGACGAGCUUGCAAGGGGCACACACCCUAAAAAUAUGGACGAAUUAACGAAGGCUGCUCUUGGGGUGGGUUUGAGACAGGAAGCCAGAUGACGGGAAAGGAAGCAAGGCAGAGAGCGGAGUUUCCAUGGUGACCGCAUUCUUGAGAUGCCUGCAGCUUCCUCAGAAUGUCAACAAGAGCAGGAGCCUAUGGAGAGAGGCACAGCCCGGGCACGGGAGAGUUUGAAAGGCCAACGUUCGGGCGGGAAGGAGAAAAAAGACUGGCAAGCGGCAAAAAGAUGUUUUGUGUGUCAGAAAACUGGGUACUUUGCCAGAGUGUGUCCAGAGCGUCGUAACUGGCAGGAAAUGGUGGGGGCCACCCAACAGGCGGAGGCAGAGGAAGCCCAGCCUUCGGGAAACGAAGAAGCCUGGCUGGUGGUGGACCGGGGCAAUAGCCAGGCGGGAGCAACACAGAAAAUCCUCAGUUUGGGCACCCCAAAGCAAGCAUAGUGUUGAAGGUGGUCCUAGAACUCCCAAAUGGACAGGCGGUGGAGGAGUUGGCGCUAGUUGAUUCUGGUGCUUCAGUGUCCUUUUUUAGCAAGGAGUUUGCAGCGCAGCACCAACUGAACCUGAGGCCUUUGGAUUUUCCUCUGCAAGUGACCACAAUUGAUGGAAGAGAACUGCUGGGAGGUGAAGUGACGCAUCGAACACCUCCAAUGCGAAUGCAUGUGGCUACCCACUCAGAGGUCAUCGCCUUUCACGUGGCCACACUGGCAGGUCCGCCUAUCAUAUUGGGCACGAGCUGGUUGGCUUUGCACGAUCCGGUGGUUUCCUGGCACCAACGGUCCCUGACGUUCGGUUCGACGCACUGCAUGGAGAACUGCCUGGCUCAAGGGCAACCUCAACAAAGGGAGGGCAGGAGGGCAGCAGCAUGCAGAGCAGGGACGACCGAGAUCCCGUCGUGUUACAGGGAUCUACAGGAGGUGUUCAGCAAGAAAGAGAUGGACGCGUUGCCGCCGCAUCGACCAUAUGAUUGUCAGAUCAACCUGGUCCCGGGGGCCACGUUGCCGGUGGGAAAGACCUAUUCCAUGUCGGAGGGAGAGCUCAAGGACCUAAAGGAGUUUAUUGAGAAAAAUCUAAGAAGGGGGUUCAUCAGGGAAUCCAAGGGGGCAGGGGGGAGCCCCGUGUUCUUCGUGGACAAGAAAUCGACUAAAGAAAGGAGGCAUGUACUGAACUUUAGAAUCCUGAACAGCCUGACGGAACCGGUGGCUUUCCCAAUGCCGAGGAUCGACGAUGUUCUGGCCUGGGUGCAGAAAGGGAAGAUUUUCACCAAACUGGACCUCCGGGGGGGCAUACAACCUCAUUUGAGUGCGAGAGGGGGAUGAGUGGAAGACCACCAUGUUCACUCCGAUGGGGGCGUUUGAGUAUCUAGUCAUUCCCUUCGGUUUGCAGUGCGGAAGUCACUGUUUCCUUUUUUUUUUUUAAGAAUAUUUAUUCCAAUUUUAAAAUUACAUAGAAAGAAAAAAGCAAAAAAAGAAAAACAAAUCACAUACAUCCUACAGAAAAAGAACAACACACGAUACAGAAAAAACAUACAAAAGACAAAAAUCACAAUACAAAAAUAACAAAAAUCAAAUCAAACCAUUAGAACCGUUUUCCCAUUUACUUAUUUCCGUGACUUCCUCUCACUUCUCUGCUUUGUAUUCUAAUUUGAAUCGUAUCUCCAGCAAACCCUUCUAACCUUCUUUUCAUUUACUUAUUUUAACAUUCAAAAAUAUUUAAUUCUCCUCUAUCUUUUAUUUUACACUUCAUAUUUACUUAUUCCAUUAUACUCUGUCUGCCAAUACGAUCUAACAUUCUUCUCCAACCUUUUCUAACAUUCUUUUAUAUUACAGUAUUUCUGAAGAUAUGUUUUAAAUUUUUUCCAAUCUUCUUCCAUCGACCCUUCUUCUUGAUCUCGAAUUCUGCCGGUCAUUUCAGCCAGUUCCAUAUAGUCUAUCACUUUUCUCUGCCAUUCUUCUCGGGUGGGCAAUUCUUGUGUCUUCCAGUAUUUCCCAAUGAGUAUUCUUGCUGCUGCUGUCGCAUACAUAAAGAAGUUCCUAUCUUCCCUUCGCACCAGUUGGCCGACCAUGCCCUCUUGGGCUUUCCUCUUGGGAAGUCACUGUUUCCAAGCCUUCAUGCACCACGUACUAGGACCUUUGCUCUACAAGAACUGUGUUUGCUUUUUGGACUACUUGCUCGUGUACUCCGAAGACGAGAAACAGCACGUGAAGGACUUACGUCAGGUCCUGAGCAAACUUAAGGAGCAUCGCUUGUGGGUCAAGCUGGAGAAAUGUCAGUUCCACGCAAAGGAAGUCGAAUUCCUGGGGUACUGGCUGUCGGACCAGGGUUUGGCCAUGGAUCCAGAGAAAGUGAAGGCGGUGGUGGAAUGGGAGAGCCCCAAGACCAGGAAAGGUGUUCAGCGUUUCCUGGGUUUCAGCAAUUUCUACAGGAAAUUCAUCAAAGAUUUCGCAAAAACUGACGGUGCCCAUAACGGACUGUCUCAGUGUCAAGAAGAGGUUUCAGUGGACACAGGCGGCCCAAGAGGGGUUUGAGAAGCUUAAGAGGGCUUUCGCUUUGGAGGAGCAACUGAUCCUCGUCGACCCUGCUCAACCACUACUGGUGGAGACAGAUGCGUCGGAUCGGGCGAUAGGGGCGGUGCUGCUGCAGCCAGAUCGAAAGGGGGAGUGGCGGCCGUGUGCUUUUUUUUGCGGAAACUGAACAAAUCGGAGCAGAACUAUACCAUCUAUGAUAAGGAAUUGCUUUCGAUCGUCGCUGCUUUCAAACAAUGGAGGCACUUCCUGAUUGGGGCAAAGCACCAAAUUUUGGUGUGCACCGACCACAAAAAUUUGGAGUACUGGUGUACGGCACGGGUGUUGUGCCAGAGACAGAUAAGAUGGGCAGAGUUCUUUGCCAACUUCAACUUUAAGAUCCAAUAUGUGCCGAGAGAGCAGAAUGCGAGGGCUGAUGCGCUCUCCCGGAAACCCAAGUAUAUGAUGAGGAAGGACCUCCGGUGGCAAGACUGAUGUUCCCCGAGAGCAAAUGGAUGUGUGGGGGGACUUUAGUCAAGGACAACUAACUAAUGCAACUGCUCAGAGACGAUGACUUUGCCAGACAAAAGAUGGGGGAGUUAAGAGAAAAAGGGGGUGCCGAGGGGGGUUUUGAAGUGAAAGGGGGGCUUCUGUACCAUAGGGGGGCCUUGUACGUUCCAGGAGAAAACAUUCGGGGCAGAAUUCUCAAGCAACUCCACGACAGCUGCACGGCAGGGCAUUUUGGACACCAUAAGACCAUGCUACUGGCCACACGGGAAUUUUGGUGGCCAAGGGUGAGAGAGGAUGUAAAGGAAUAUGUGCGACACAUGCCAGAGGGCCAAAGGGGAAAGGGCGGCACCAGCGGGGUUGCUGGAACUGUUGCCGACACCCGGAAAGCCGUGGGAGGUGGUAGGGGUGGAUUUUAUCACUGAUCUGCCCAGAUGUAAGGGUAAGACCACUAUCAUGGUGGUGGUGGAUCUCCUGGCCAAAAUGUGCCACUUCGUGCCCUGUUCGCACGCGUGACGGCAGAAUAAACAGCCAAGCUGUUCGUAGAGCAUGUGUUUAGGUUACAUGGGAAACCUGCACGGGUGGUUUCGGACCGGUGGGCUCAAUUCACCUCAUGUUUUUGGCGCAAACUCAUGGGGCUGCUCCAGGUGGAAGUGAGUUUCACUACGGCUAGGCACCCCGAGACCAAUGAGCAAGCGGAGAGGGCGAAUGCUGUUUUACAACAGUAUUUGCGGUGUUAUGUAAGUCAAAAACAGAACGAUUGGGUUGACAAACUAGCCCUGGCAGAGUUUGCUUACAUUAACGCGGAGAAUGUAUCCACUGGGAUGACUCCGUUCUUUGCCAAUCACGGGCAUCAUCCCAGGGCUUUCCCCAGAAAGGGGGAGGAGUCGUGGAGUGUUCCAGCGGCCGAACAGUUUGUGGAGGAGAUGGAAGCGAUCCACAGACAGCUGCAGUUGAAUUUGGAACGGGCUAAGGAGUUAUACAAGAAGGAAGCCAACAAACAUCGGCGGCCAGGGGAGGCCAUCAGGGUUGGGGACAAGGUGUGGUUGUCCACGCAAGGGUUGCCUUGGAGAGGGGGCUGCAAAAAGCUCAAGCCCAGGAAGGUGGGGCCUUUUGAGGUUAUCCAACAAAUAAAUCCGGUGGCGUUUAAGCUUAGGUUGCCAGAGAGCAUGAGAAUCCAUCCGGUGUUCCACAGGUCACUGCUCUUCCCCUACAGGGAGGGGGGAAGGAGGCAGGGUAGUGGGGAAGGGGAAAGCCAACCACCCGAAAUGGAGGAAAGGGAGCAGUGCAACGAGGUAACAGAAAUACUGGACUCUCGUUGGAGAGGGGGGAAUUUGGAAUAUUUGGUGGCAUGGGAAGGGGCCCCGACAUCAGAGAAUACCUGGGUCCCGGAAGACAGUAUCACCGACAAGGGCCUGGUGGAGGGGUUCCACAGUUUCCCCCCUGACAAACCCAAAACCAGGGGUAGGUUCUUUCAACAGGUGUUCGAAACAACAGAGGACGAAGAGGAAUUCGAAGGUUUCCCAGCAUCGGAUGAGGAGGAAGAAGAAGACGAAGGCGUAGACUGGGGAACACCAGGAAUUGGGGGUUGGAGGGGGGUGUUCGAAAAGACGGAUGAGGAAGAGGGUAGUUUUGCUGGCUUCUCCCCUACCACCCCAGAGGAAAGCGAUAUGGGUACAGUCGGGUCUCCUGAGUGGGAGGGGGUGGAUGUCAUGGAGAGGCAAACGGGGAAAGAGCUAACGGGAGAGACCAGCACUUAUAUAUAUAUAUAUUUUAAAAAGAUAUUUAUUAGAGUUUAAAAAUUACAAAAAAAAGAACAGCAAGCAGUGAACAGUUACAAAACCUCAAAAACAAAAGAAAAUACAAUAAAACAAAACAACAACAGUACAUCAAAACAUUAAAAAAGAAAAAACAGAAACAUUUAAAAAACACAAACUUUUAAAAAAAUAGAAGAAAAACAAACAAACAAACAAAACCCCCGUAUUUUCAUAUCCUUAUCUUUCAUUUGCUUAUUUCCUCGACUUCCUCACACCUCCUUUUUUUGUAUUCUAGUUCAAUUAAUUAUUCCAGCAAAUCCUUUCCCUCUUUCUCAAAUUUAGUUCCAUAAUUUAUCUUAACGCAAUUUAACCUUAAUUUUUGCACCUUUACCCAUUGUCAAUCUAUUCAUACUUAAUUCUUUAUAACAUUUCUGCUAAAGUCAUAUAGCUUAUUUCCAGCAUCCUUCUAACACUCAUUAAUUUUACAAUGUUUCUGUAAGUAUACUUUAAAUUUUUUCCAAUCUUCUUCCACCGACUCUUCUCCCUGGUCUCGGCUUCUGCCCGUCAUUUCCGCCAACUCCAUGUAGUCCAUCAGCAUCAUCUGCCAUUCUUCCCGGGUAGGUAGAUCUUGUGUUUUCCAGUACUUUGCAAUGAGAAUUCUUGCUGCUGUCGUAGCAUACAUAAAAAAAUUUCUAUCCUUCUUUGACACCAAUUGGCCGACCAUGCCCAGGAGAAAGGCCUCUGGUUUCUUCAAGAAGGUAUAUUUAAAUACCUUUUUCAUUUCAUUAUAGAUCAUUUCCCAGAAAGCCUUAAUCUUUGGGCAUGUCCACCAAAGUUGAAAGAAAGUACCUUCAGUCUCCUUACAUUUCCAACAUUUAUUAUCAGGCAAAUGAUAGAUUUUUGCAAGCUUGACUGGUGUUAUGUACCACCUAUAAAUCAUUUUCAUUAAGUUCUCUUUUAAGGCAUUACAUGCCGUAAACUUCAUACCUGUGGUCCAUAACUGUUCCCAGUCAGCCAUCAUAAUGUUAUGUCCCACAUCUUGUGCCCAUUUAAUCAUAACAGAUUUCACCGUUUCAUCUUGAGUAUUCCAUUUCAACAGCAGGUUAUACAUUCUUGACAAAUUCUUAACUUUAGAGUCUAACAAUUCUGUUUCCAAUUUUGAUUUUUCCACUUGGAAGCCUAUUUUUUUAUCCACAUUAUACAUCUCUUUUUUUUUUUUAAUGAUGUUUAUUGAAAUUUCAAAAAAUACAAAGCUUACACAAAAACAAAAAGUAAAAAAUACAAAAGCUUACACACACAAAAAUAAAAAAAAUAAAAAAAAUGAGAAAAUAGAAGAUACAGAAGAAAAAUAAAAGAAAACAGAACAAAUUCAUUAUUUUCAGAUCCUUAACUGUCAUUACCUUCUUUCUUAGACCUCCUCCUCCUCCCUUCCUUUGUAUUCUAGUUAUUAAUUAUCCCAGCAUAUCCUUUCCUUUCCAUAUUUCAAAAAAAAUAAAACAUAAAAGAAAUUCUCAACUAAUUUAAUCCUAUCUUUCUAUAAUAAAAUAAACCUUAAAGUUUAAAAUUUAAGUCUUAACUUUACCAACUUCUUGUGUUCAUAAUGUUCUUUCAUAAUUCUUUAUGCAUCUUUACUAAAGCCAGGUAAUUUCUUCCAACAUUUUUCUAUCAUUCAUUUUUCUAUCAUUCUAUCAUUCAUCAACUUUAUAAAGCAUUCUAUUAGUUAAAAAAAGAGAAAAAGCAUAUAAACAAGUCCAAUCUUUAUCCAACGUCCCUUCCUCCUGGUUCCGGGAUUUGUCAGUCCUUAUUCCUCAAUCUAACCCGAUGACCUUAUGUCCGAGGCCCUCAGGUCACUUCCAUGGCCCUUCCGCGGCUUUUCUUCAUAUUUGUGGCUGUAGUCACUUGCUCGUGAUAACUCCAACUUAGUAGUGUUUUUAGCCCUUCUCAUCAGAUCAGACCCUUUUCCGUAUUCAUCGCUGCAUUCCAUGUAGUAUUUAAGAGCAUGCUUCAAGGGCCCUCCGAAAUUGUGGGAGCCAAUCUCGCACUUUAUUUUUCAAAACUCUGCAAUUUUAAUCUAUCUCCCUCUUGUUCCAAAAUUUCACAAUACUUCGGCCAUUUGGCCUCCAUAUUGAGUUUUUUCUGAGCCUUUGCUUCCAUUGGUGACAGCCAUCUUGGGGUUUUGCUUUCUAGCAAAUCCUUAUAUCUUACCCAAACAUUAAACAGUGCUUUUCUAACAAUAUGGUUUUUAAACGCUUUAUGUGCUUUAACCUUGUCAUACCACAAAUAUGCAUGCCAACCAAAUACAUUAUUGAAACCUUCCAAAUCCAACACAUCCGUAUUUUCAAGAAGCAUCCAUUCUCUCCAGCCAACAAAAUGCGGCUGAUUCAUAAUAAAGUUUGAGGUCUGGCAGGGCAAAUCCACCUCUUUCUUUAACAUCUGUUAAUAUUUUAAAUUUUAUACGAGGCUUCUUGCCCUGCCAGACAAAUCUAAAGAUAUCUCUCUGCCACUUCUUGAAACAGUCCAUCUUGUCCAAAAUUUGCAAUGUUUGAAACAAAAAUAAUAUUCUUGGCAAUACAUUCAUUUUAAUCACAGCAAUUCGACCUAGCAAUGAUAGCUUCAAAUCUGACCAUAUUUCUAAAUCCUUUUUCACUUCCGUCCAACAUUUUUCAUAGUUAUCCUUAAAUAGAUUCACAUUCUUAGCAGCCAUAUUUACCCCUAAAUAUUUCACUUUCUUAACCAAUGUCAAUCCUGUCUCCUUCUGGAACUUGUCUCUCUCAAUCUCAUUUAGAUUUUUCUCUAAAACUUUAGUUUUCGUCUUAUUCAACUUAAAACCUGCUACCUGACCAAAUUCUUGAAUCAAUUCUAAUACUCUUUAAGUGCUUGAUUCUGGCUCCUGUAAAGUCAAUACCAAAUCAUCGGCAAAUGCUUUCAACUUAUACUGUUUGGUUCCCAAUUGGAUACCUUUUACCAAUUGGACCCUUCUAAUCAUAUUUAAUAAAACCUCCAGGACCGAUAUAAAAAGCAAUGGAGAGAUUGGGCAACCUUGUCGUGUUCCUUUCUCAAUCUUAAAUUCUUCCGUCACUACAUUAUUCACAAUUAAUUUAGCCUUUUGUUCUGAGUAGAUUGCACCUAUACCAUUUCCAAAACCUUUACCAACCCCCAUCCCCAAUAGAUUCUUCUUCAUAAAACUCCAAGAAAUAUUGUCAAAGGCUUUCUCCGCGCCCACAAAAAUCAGAACUGCUUUAGUAUUAAUCUUCACUUGUAACUUUUCUAAAAUGUUAAUUAUAUUCCUCAUAUUAUCAGACAAAUGUCUGCCCAGGAGAAAACCCGCUUGGUCUUUAUGAAUUUCUUCUGCUAACACCUUUUUUAAACUUUUAGCCAAAAUGUCUGCAAAAAUUUUAUAAUCCACGUUAAGCAGUGAUAUGGGACGGUAGUUCUUAAGUUGCGUCUUUUCAGACUCUGAUUUUGGUAUAAGUGUAAUGUAUGCUUCCUUCCACGACUCGGGUGCUCUUUUCCCUUCCAAUAUUUCAUUACAGACUUCCUUUAAAGGUUGUAUUAACCAUUCUUUCAAAGUUCUGUAAUAUCUAGAAGUCAGUCCAUCGAGACCAGCACUUAUAGAGAGCCGAAAGAGAUUAUUAGUAGUCUGUUGUCUGACAGCGAAGAGGAGGCAGGGAGGGGGGAGGAUGAGCCCGGAACUAGUCAUUCUGUAAACAGAGGAAAUCAGAGGCGUAGUUUCCGCUGACUUGCAUGUUGGGCAAGAAAAAGUAAAAAGAAACCAGACACGGCAUCUUUGCCGACAGGGUCGGACAUGCUCUGAAACACUGAAGAUGUUUCUUUGAACUUUGUAAAUAAAUCAAAGAGAUUGUAACUGGCAGCGAGCCUGGAGUUUUUAUCUAUGCCGGCUUGGCAGCACACACCUCUUACACGCAUAUUACGUCAAUUGUACAUAAAAAGCAAGGUAAAGAUGUUCAGCACCAAAGCACAAAUUUUGUGAGAGUCGUAUAAUGCCAUUUCCCUCUUUCUCUUUGACCUUUGGAAAUAUGAUUGCUUUUAAAGACAUUUUUCCAAAACCAGGUCUAAAUCCUGAUUGACAAGGAUCUAGAAAAUCAGUUUUCUCCAAGAGCACCUGGAUCUGGUCCAUAACCACCCACUCAAGAACCUUGCACAGGAAGGGGAGAUUAGCAACCGGCAGGCAGUUACUUAGAUUUUCUGAGCACAGGGAAGAUUUCUUAAGGAGUGGUUUUACCACUCCUGCCUUCAAGCAGGUUGGGACCAGCCCCUCUUAUAAAGAGGCAUUAAUAACCUUUCUAGUCCAGCCAGCUGUCCCUUCCCUACUAGUUUGUAUCAGCCACAAGGGGCAGGGUCCAGUGUGCAAGUGGUUGUCCUGACUGAUCCAAGGACCUUGUCCACAUUCUUGAACCUUGUCUCAUCAGCCCUGUUCAGGGAAGUUUUAAAUGGUUGGUGUUCAAUUGUGUUUUAAUUUUUUGGAAGUAGCCCAGAGUGGUUGGGGGAAACCCAGUCAGAUGGGCAGCAUGUUGUUGUUGUUGUUGUUGUUGUUGUUGUUGUUGUUGUUGUUGUUAUACGGUUGUUCCAGAGAUCAGCCAAAACUCAGCAGGAGCACCUGUCAGAUCAGCUGGAAAAUCCCCCAGAGCCAUUUGGAAGCCCACUGGAUUUGGAAGCCCACUGGAUCCAUCCUGUCAGCUCAGGGAGGGAGACUGCUUGGCAGCAAACCAGGUGGUAAACCAGCAGAAUCCCUCAUCUGUCCCAGUUGCCCAAUGCCAGCAACACACACACUAGAUUCCUGCCCCCUCUGCAACUGAACAGAGAGCUUGUAGAGAGAAAGAGAAUUUUGAUAAACCACAGCUACUCCCCCUUCCCAACCUUCAAGUCUGCCCUGAUGCUGCCCUAAGUAUCCAGGUGGAAACAAGUAGGUGAGGUUCUUGACUGCACUCCCUGUUCCACCUAUGCCCACCCAGGUAUUUACUGCACCAUCAACAUGGGUUGAAGAGUUAAUGUUUUUCUUGUUUUAAGAUUUCUGAGCUUCCUAGAUGAAUAUAUGUUAUCAUGUGGCGAGAGAAAUGAACUUAACAAAAACAACUGAAAUCUGCACAGACAUAUAAGGUGGUUCCCAUUAAAUUCCCUACCUUGUUUUCUUUUUCUCUUCUUCCUCCAUAUCUGGCUUGACUCAAAGACCUCCUUAUUGGAAACUUGAAUGACGGUUGGAUUAUAUAUCAAAGGACUUUCUAUUUCUUUUCUCAUGACCACGAUUCAUGGGCCAAUUCAAAAAAAAAAUGUGAGAAUGAAGGUGCCAAGCUCCUUUCUAUGGAAACAUUUCAAGAACAGGUGAGCAUCAAAGCCGAGUAUUGAAAAGGUAGGGGCUCUUCUUGAGCCAAAGGGCUCCUAUCAUCACUAUCCAUUUAGGAAGGUUACAUGUACCUGUAUGCAGCCAAGACAGCAAUUCCAUCAGUCAAGCCAAGGGGUGGGAGGGGCAGGGAGAGCUGCUACCAUCUGGGACUCAAUAAGGUUUCUUGGAGCUGCUGAGCUCUAAUAGAAAGAAGCUGGCAGUCAGGAUAGAGAUCUUCAAGGAGGAGGAGGAGUAGAUACUUCAGAGGCAUCUAUCACUUGGAUUCUCUGUAAAUUCUUCCUCUGUUCUUUGCGAUGUAUUCAGUUGUUGGGGGGGGGGGGAAGGCUACCCUCACCAUGCUAACCUUCUGGCAGGAGAGUAUCAUGGAGAUGACUCUAGAGGAGCUUGCAAGGUAUAUCCUUUUCCCAGCGCGUUAGCUCUGGCACAGGGGCUACUGGGGUGCUGCAAGGCACAGACAUGGGUGAGAUCCCAUCAUCAUGCCAUCAAGCAUACCACAACGGACUGAUUCCAGUGUCUCUGGAACCAACCAUCAAACAUGGAUGCAGAAAUUGGAGUAUUUGACACACAGGUCACUGUCCUGCUAGGUGGUUCCAAGACCAACUGUUCUCUGGCACAGUCAUUUACAGUAUCUGGAAAUUAUAACUCUGUGUCAUGACUGGACAUAUGUAGCCAGUCUCGGUGAGGGCAGGUGAAGUUCCCCUUCACUACAAUAUUUCCUCUUUGGGAUGCUUCCUUGAUUCCAUCACCAUCAUCUUCGUCAUUCAUCAUCAUCAUCAUCAUCAUCAGCAUCAUAAUUUUGAUCAGGAGGACAAUACCACAUCCACUGUACGAAAAUAUUAUUAGUGAUGGGAAUACAAUGUAUAGUAUAGUUUUGAUCACUGCUUUUAAAAUGUGUUUGCUUUAUGCCUGUUGAAUUUCUGUAAAGGGCUAUAUAGUCUCUCAGAGAAAGGGACAUUGUCUUAAAAGAUUUUAUUUGUUCUUUCUCAACACCCCUACCCUAGUAUUUUAUAAACAGGCAAGUACAAAAGCGUCAGAAGUUUUAUUGGUUUGGAGUCUUUAAAGACAAGGCAAAUAAAUGGAGAUGGCUGUCAGGAAUAGAGGCUAAAGUCACGUAAGUUUCUGCAGAAACAUUUGUUAAUGGCAUGCAUUCCAAAAAGUUGCAGAUUCUGUUUACACAAUUGAUCUUUUCCCUUUCGAAAUAUAUUUUGCCAUGCAAUUUUCUCUACUACCAAAGACCUACAUAUGUACUUCUCCACAUCAUUGCCCAGAUGAGCGGCUGCUGCUUCUCACUAGGUUGGAGAGGCAGGAAGGCUACUCUUCCUGCUUCUCUAACCUAAUGAAUGUGGUGAUUCGGAAGAGGAUGAAGGCAUGCUUUUAAAUGGUUUGUGCUCCUUAGUUUAGCUUCAAAAGGACUUGCAGGAACCUAAAGCUGAGCAACACUGUCAGCUGGCAGUUUAAGACACUUCAUGGUUCCCUUUAAGUAUCUAACAACACUUUUCAGCUUGUGUGGAUGGAUGUACAAGGUCAGAGUAAGAUCUCACUCAUCCACAGCUAGGUAGUAGAACAGCAAGCUGGUCUGGCACUUAUUUCCAAGUCCAGAUUAACAGAGGGUCACUUUCAAUUUGUGCAAUGUCUCCUGGAACAAAAUCCAUUGACAUUCAUCUCUAUUGAUGCACCCAAUACCAACCACUAAUCCUUUUUGGCAAACGUAUUGAGUAAACUUUACAAACUGGCCGUGGGGUUGUAUAAUACUAGCUGGGAAAUUAAACCCUGUAUGCCAGCGGGUCCCAGUUAGCUAAGUACUGCAGACCCCUUGUUUUUCAAAAGCCACACCAUGGGCCACCCUACCUUUGAACAUUUUGAUAUCUCCGUGGCAGUUUUUGUUAUGUGAAUGACACCAUGGAGCCCCUGGGUGGGUGGUCCGUGGACCACCAAUUGGGAGCCACUACUGUAUGUGAUCUUAGACUUGAUCAAAGGACAGAUCUCACCCAAACAUCUCAUGGGAGUAAAAAAACAGCAACCACCUACUACACCAUUACUAGUAAUAUCAAUUUAAUAGAUUCACAGAGAGCUAAAAAUGAGGGAGUUAUAGAAUACAUUUAUCACAGAAUUUUAGUGCUGUGUAGUGGGACUUGAUUCAGUAUACAAUGGACACUGGAGAAUGCAAGUGACAAUAAGAGUGAGGCUAGGGUGAUACCUUUGUCAACUAUAGAAAAUUGACUAAACUUAGAACUAUCAUGUUAGAUUUAGAUAAGAUAUAUAUGUGAGAGAUAUCAUAUCAUUUCAAUCAACCCUAUAAUGGCUUUGUGGUUAUAGAUUAUAUUUUGUAAUUCAUCUGAGGACAUAGCCAUUUUUUUCCUGUAUAGCGUCAUUGCUCUCCUCAUUCAUGGGGUGGGUGAUGGAUGUGAGAUGAGGUGGAUGAAGGUGGAUGCAAAUCUAGCAUUGUUUUAAUAUGCUCAGAACAACAAUCAUUACUGUGCUAACUCUGCUAUGAGAGAGUAAGGAUACCUCUUCCAAAACUCUUUCUCCAACACCCACAACUGUCCAGAGCAGAUCUGAGGAGGAUGUGGGUGCAUAUGGAGAGGAGAGAGGGCUAGUUCUGUUGCAGAAAUGGAAAUCCUGGCAAUAGCAGAAGUACUGCAUUGGAUACUGUCCAAACUAAAUUGACUGAAAGUUCUUGUGUGUACCAAAGAGCCUCCAAAGGUGACACCUUCACUUUUUUCUAGUUUCCUAUGAGAAAAGAAAAGAGACAAUCUUGACCCACAGUUGUUGUUGUUGCUUUCCUUACAUGGUUAGAAUUCUAAAAUCUAGGGAGAAAAAUCCAUUCCAAUUGUGGGUGGAUGUUAAGAGAGAAAGAGCUGAACAUCUUUUUAAUGGUAGAAGGCAUAGGGAGCACGUGAGGAAGUAGACAUCCAAUCUUGAUUGAUCAGUGCUGCUCUUUUCUUUUCAGGUACUGGAGAACAGGUGAGCCUAGAAACCCACACCAAAACCACUGUGCUGCAAUAGGCCUUGAUUGCGGUUUGAAUUGCUGGAUGGCAUUAAAAUGUGAGGAACGCAUAGGGUACAUUUGUAAAAAGGUGCCUGAUGAUGCUUGGCUCUAAGAAGACACUUUCAAGAUGAACGAAACUGGAUCUCAUGAUCACUACACAAAAACAAAAUCAAGAGAUCACCCCACCCCGCUGUUUUAAUGCACAAUCCACACUCUGCCAUCUAGAUUAUGGGACUCUUUGGCAUCAGCCCUCAAAAACACCUUGAAAAGACCUUAUUCUGCAAGCUCAGAUGUAGAUGUCUACAAAAAUAAAGAAUGGAAGGGUCCAGUUAUAGCCUGUU
Molecule: messenger RNA, 28744 nt
Organism: Podarcis lilfordi (Lilford's wall lizard)
Lineage: Eukaryota; Metazoa; Chordata; Lepidosauria; Squamata; Lacertidae
Source: the annotation of a GenBank genome assembly